Messenger RNA from Pocillopora damicornis (cauliflower coral), 2698 nucleotides. RefSeq names its product protein Cryzl2. Gene Ontology annotation, cellular component: mitochondrion. Lineage: Eukaryota; Metazoa; Cnidaria; Anthozoa; Scleractinia; Pocilloporidae. Gene Ontology annotation, molecular function: oxidoreductase activity. The record is from RefSeq and is a predicted model, not a curated record.
AUCUCCUGGGGAGGAGGGGGGGGUUUGGAAGAUUUUGAUUGUGUUACAAAAAAAUUUCUGAUUUUAGUUUUGAAUUUUAGAAAAUUCCUGUUUCUCAUGGGUUUGUUCUAUGGAGUCUCAAAACGCGGUAAUUUUAAAGAUUUUAUUAUCAAAUUGAAUUUAAUACGUAAGGCAAGUGAAAUUGUCAACCUGCGGUAAUAAACCAAGCAUACGACAGCCAGUUAUUAAAUUCUUCCGAAAACAAUUCUAAAUGAGCUGUUUUUCGUAAAUAAGUAGUAUUGAAUAACAAACAACUCAAAAUUACCGACGAGUGUCCUAGUCCUAGCUUACCCAAAUGGAAGGCGGCCAGUUUUUCUGUGAGAGACUGUUGCCUAGAUCCAAGAUGGCGGCCUUUCGGACUGUUCCAGAGAGACUUUUGAGACCAGUGGCGCGCAGCAUAUCGUCAAGAAAUGCUGAGAUUAUUUCUGUAAAGCCUACCUUCGGUAAACCAAGAAUGUAUCGUGCCGCUUUGUGCAAGGAACUUGGUAAACCUCUUGUCGUAGAGCAGAUCCCUGCAGCGGAGAAGCUCAAGGCCUCUCAGGUGAGGAUUGCUGUCCACAGCUGUGGUAUCAACUUUGCUGACAUACUUAUGUGUCUGGGAAAAUAUCAAGAUAAACCAAAUCUACCAUUUAUUCCAGGUGCUGAGAUAGCUGGUGAAGUGAUUGAAACUGGAGAAGGAGUAGAACAGUUAUCAAAGGUGACUGUGUGUUUAUCAAGUCUGGACCCUAAAGCCACAACAUGUAUGUCUCUACCCUUUGGUGAGACACGUUACACUCAUGGUUCCCCUCUUCACCCAGGAGUGCAAGUGGGGAGCCACAAACUGUCAGGAAAGCCUGAUGAGAUGCUUUACUGUAACCCAGGAUGGGGUAAUAUCCUAUCCAUUGAAGGAGGAAACUUUUAUCAUAAGUUUCUUCAUACAGUAAGUAGAAUUAAUGUUGGUUUUGUGAGACUCAAAAGGUUAAAUCAAAGCCUGUUUUGUCUUAUUUGCAGUCAAACAGUGCUAGUGACAGCUGCAGCAGGAGCAUUGGGAUUGGCAACAGUUGAUUUAGCAGCAAAUGCACUGGGAGCAAAGGUUAUUGGAGCUGCAAGUAAGGACAAGCUUGAUGUUGUUACAACAAUGGGAGCGUCAGCCACAAUUGAUUACAACAAAGACAGUAUCAAAGAUAAGGUCAAAGAACUGACAGGUGGAAAAGGUGCAAAUGUGAUCAUGGAAGCUGUUGGAGGAAAAGUAUUUACAGAGUGUCUGAAAUGCAUUGCAUGGGGAGGUGUUAUUCUUCCUGUUGGGUUCGCUUCAGGAGAAAUUCCUCAGAUCCCAGCAAAUAUUCUCUUGGUGAAAAACUGCUCAGCAGCUGGUUUGUUUUGGGGAGCCCACAUGAAAUAUAACCCUGCAUUACUGCGAGAUUCUGUGAAUAAAUCACUGGAGUUUCUUGAACAAGGCAAGCUUAGAGGACCACAUGUUUCUGGAGAGUUUGAAUUAGACCAGGCAAACGAAGCAUUCAAGUUUGUGAUGCAAAGGAAAUCAACAGGAAAAGUGUUGAUAAAAACAAGAUAGACGGGUUGAUCAACCCACUACACCCUAACAUCAGUAUACAUAUUCUCCUCACUGUUCCCUUUACAUUUCUCAAGGGUCUGAAAAGGAGAAUUUGUUUAACAAUCAAGAGUUCUUUAGUUGUUGAUCAUUUCCUUUAUUCUCAUGACCUUAAUGUUUGAUUCAGGGCUGAUAUUGUAAGGAGAAAUUAGAUGCCAGUCACUCUUAGGAGAUAAAGGGUUAAAAGAAUUAAAAUUGAGAGGAUAGGACAUUUCAUACCCCAGUUUGCUCUACAGCUGCAGUGACAUUAAACUUUUGUUAAGUUAUCAAUGUACAUCCAAAGGUGUUCACUAGUUGCGAAGCUCUCUCCAAAACCAUUGACUUCUUGAUUGCUGUAUUUUGAAAAAUAUAGUAAUGAAUCUUUGUAAGUUUUUUGAAAAGUUGACUUAAUAUGUUUGGUGUUUUUAGAACAAAUGGUGAAAUACAACAGUAUCGUAUAGUAAUAUUUGAAACGAUCUAGAAGAUGACAUGUAAAUUAAUCCUUUGAAAAUACAAUUUCUAAGAAAAACAAUUUGUUAAUAGAUAGUUGAAAGCAACCUGAUAGAAAAUAUGUCUCUACAGUCGCUAUCAGAAAAACUUUAACUGCUCAAAAGAAUAAACCAUUUUUUAUAGUGUUUGACAUAAAAAUAAAUAAGGUAUUUAGAAUUAAUAGUUGGAGCUUUUUUUAUUGUGCAUCUGGGGAAUUUGUACCCAUUUUAGCCCAAGUUGUUUUUUUUUUUUCUACCCCUAAACAUAGUUUCCCCCUCUUGAAAUUGGUUGACGCUUACCAUUUUGAUAUUUUCUCCUGUAAUGAACUUAUUUUAAACCUUUUCCUCCAAUGGAUUUUGUAUUGGAUUCCAAAGAAAUAGACUGAAUAAAAAUGGCAUUGUGCUGCAGCCUGUUAAAAUGAUGUUUGGUUUUAUGUCACCACUUACCACACCAGUAUACUUGAAAACAUAUUAACUUUAAUUUUUUGCAAAUUAUUUCCUCUACGUUCUAAAUAAAUUCAGUCUGAAACAUAACACUAGUGAAAGUGUUAUCUGCCCAUUGCUUGUCAGCUUAUCAACAGUUGCAUUCACCGCAGAUAUUGAA